Messenger RNA from Medicago truncatula (barrel medic), 4199 nucleotides. RefSeq names its product protein FORGETTER 1. Gene Ontology annotation, cellular component: nucleus. Bases 38 to 3880 code for a protein of 1280 amino acids. NCBI's taxonomy places the organism in Eukaryota, Viridiplantae, Streptophyta, Magnoliopsida, Fabales, Fabaceae. Gene Ontology annotation, biological process: regulation of DNA-templated transcription. Gene Ontology annotation, molecular function: histone binding; chromatin DNA binding. The transcript is spliced from 33 exons. The record is from RefSeq and is a predicted model, not a curated record.
UUAAUUCAUCGCUAUUCUUCUCUUUCUCACAACAACAAUGAGUGGAAUGAAUAAAAAAAAAUCACCGAAUCUUGAACAACUUCGUAUGGAACUAAAAACUAGAAGAUACAGAAGACAUAACCCAUAUACAAGACCCCAAACCCUAAACCCGCCAACAAAACCGUUUUCUUCAAGCUCAAGUUUCACCUCUUCAACUUCUCUCCCUCGCUCUUUUCCUAACAGAAAGCAUCAUCAACCACCACCGCCACCACCAAAACCUCCCGUGGCACGCAAGCAGCGAUGUACCAAUUGCCGGACUUGCUUCUCCGCACCACCUGGAGUGGUGCAGUUACCUUGUCCUAUAUGUCAAAUGGCGUCGUCUGCGGUGAAAAUCCAGUGUUUCCACUGUAAGGCGCUUGUGAAAGGACCGAGUGAUUUGGUGCAGUUUCCGUGUCCGCUGUGUUUUGUUAUUCUUGAUGUUGGUGAUGCUGAUCGUAAACAAGAAGAAGAAGUUAACGAGCUGGUUGAAGAAGUGGAGCAGGAAGAAGGUGAUGGAGGUGUCGCCGGAGAAACAUUUACAGAUUAUCGACCAUCCAAGCUAUCUAUCGGACCUCCACACCCAGAUCCGAUUGUAGAGACAUCUUCUUUGUCUGCAGUGCAGCCACCCGAGCCUACUUAUGAUCCAAUGAUUAAGAAUGAUUUGGAACGUUCAAAGGCUUUGUCAUGCUUGCAGAUUGAGACAUUGGUCUAUGCUUGUCAGAGACACCUUCAACACAUUCCCAGUGGUGCUAGGGCAGGAUUCUUUCUUGGAGAUGGAGCUGGUGUAGGUAAAGGUCGAACAGUUGCUGGGAUAAUCUGGGAGAACUGGCACCAUGGAAGGAGAAAAGCCUUGUGGAUUUCUGUUGGUUCAGACUUGAAGUUUGAUGCGAGAAGAGAUUUGGAUGAUAUGGGUGCAAGUUGCAUUGCAGUGCAUGCUUUGAAUAAACUGCCUUAUACUAAGCUUGAUACAAAGUCUGUUGGAGUUAGGGAGGGAGUUAUUUUCUCGACAUACAGUAGCCUCAUAGCAUCAUCUGACAGAGGUCGUACCCGUAUGCAACAGCUUGUGCAGUGGUGUGGACCCAAGUUUGAUGGUCUUAUAAUAUUUGAUGAGUGUCAUAAAGCAAAAAAUUUGGUUCCCGAAAAGGAUAAGAAGCCAACGAAAACUGGUCAAGCAGUACUUGAUAUACAGGCUCAACUACCUGAAGCUCGGGUUGUUUAUUGCUCAGCUACUGGUGCAUCUGAACCUCGCAAUAUGGCUUAUAUGGUUCGUCUUGGCCUUUGGGGAGCUGGGACUUUUUUCCCUGAUUUUGGUGAAUUUCUAGGUGCUCUUAACAAUGGGGGUGUUGGAGCUCUAGAACUAGUUGCAAUGGACUUGAAAGCAAGGGGGAUGUAUUUAUCUCGCACACUUAGCUACAAGGGUGCUGAGUUUGAAAUUAUUGACGCACCAUUAGAUGAUAGAAUGAUGCAUGCGUAUAAAAAGGCUACAGAAGUUUGGAUGGAUUUGCGUAAGAAGUUGCAGUCUGUCAUUGAGUUAAUAUCUGACAAAAUUAAUACCAGACAACUAUGGCGAUCAUAUUGGGCAAGCCACCAGAGAUUCUUCAGACAUAUGUGUAUGUCUUCUAAAGUUCCUACUGCAGUGAAACUGGUGAACCAAGCAUUAAUGGAAGACAAGUGUGUAGUCAUAGGUCUGCAGAGUACGGGGGAAGCAAGGACAGAGGAAGCUGUUUCAAAAUACGGCUCUGAAUUUGAUGACUUUAUUUCUGGACCUCGUGAGUUGCUACUAAAAUUUGUUGAGGACAAUUUCCCAUUGCCACAAAAGCCUGAACUUCUCCCCGAAGAUGACGGAGUAAAGGAGCUUCAAAGGAAGAGGCACUUGGCAAGUCCUGAUGUUUCAGGAAAAUCUCGAGUCAGAAAAGUAGCUAAGCGGCAGCCGCCUAGUGAUUCUGAAAGUGAUGAAGAAUCUGAAACUGCCUCUGUUCCUGAAUCUUCUGAUUCUGAUUACGGACCAGAAGGGAAUGAAAGUGCUGCCUCUGGUCUUGAAUCUUCCGACUCUGAUUAUGAGGAGUUUCAGAAAUGUGAAAUUUGCAGCACUGAAGAGGAAAGGGACAACUUGUUGCAGUGUUCCCACUGUGGAAAAUACGCUCAUCACUCAUGCUUGGUGCCACCAAUUAGCGAUUUUGUUCUUGAGGAAUGGGCAUGUGAUUUGUGCAAGGAUACAACCGUAAACUAUCUCCCUCCUGGAACAGAUAUAAUUGAACUCCAGAAAAGGUAUGACACAGCCAUGGAGUGCAAGAAAAAUAUAUUAGAGAUGAUUUGUGCUUUGGAUCUUCCAAACAAUCCCUUGGAUGAUAUUAUUGAUCAGUUAGGAGGCCAUGACAAAGUUGCAGAAAUUACAGGAAGGAAAGGAAUGCUUGUGAGGGCCCCAAGUGGAACGGGUGUGUUUUAUCAGACUCGAAAUACAAAAGAUGUCACUGCCGAGAUGGUCAACAUGAAUGAGAAAAAGCUCUUUAUGGAAGGUAAGAAGUUAGUGGCCAUCAUCUCUGAAGCUGGAUCAGCUGGUGUUUCGUUGCAGGCAGACCGAAGAGUGAUAAAUCAGAAAAGAAGGGUUCACUUGACUCUUGAACUUCCAUGGAGUGCCGACCGAGCAAUUCAGCAGUUUGGAAGAACUCAUAGAUCCAAUCAAGUCUCAGCACCAGAAUACAGGUUACUAUUUUCAAACCUUGGUGGAGAACGCCGGUUUGCAUCAGCUGUUGCUAAGAGAUUAGAAUCCCUUGGAGCUUUGACUCAGGGAGAUCGUAGGGCAGGGCCUUCGUUAAGUGCAUAUAAUUAUGAUAGUGCUUAUGGGAAGAGAGCACUGAUGCUUUUGUACAAUGGAAUACUGGAGCGGGAUCCCCUUCCUGUUGUACCUCCAGGAUGCUUAUCUGACAGACCAGAUACAAUCAAAGAUUUUAUUAUGCAGGCAAAAGCUGCUCUUCUUUCCGUUGGAAUUUUUAAGGACGACGGCCUUGGAGAUGAUGAUAUGAAUUGCUACAUUGAUGAUAAAAAUGAUAUACACAAUAUUGGACGAUUUCUCAACCGGCUUUUAGGAAUAGCUCCUGAGACUCAGAAUAGGCUAUUUGAGUUAUUUGUGAAUAUCUUGGAUCUUCUUGUUAAUAAAGCUCGCAUUGAAGGUAACCUUGAUACAGGCAUUGUUGACUUGAAAGCUAAUGUCAUUGAACUGCAAGGGACUCCAAAGACAGUCUAUGUUGAUCAAAUGAGCAGGGCUUCAACUGUUCUGUUCACAUUCACCUUGGAUCGUGGGGUUUCAUGGGAGUUGGCAAAUACCAUGCUGAAUGAGAAGCAGAAGGUUGGAUUUUGUUCAACUGGUGAUGGCUUCUAUAAGUCCAAGAGGGAGUGGUUGGGAAAACGUCAUGUUAUUUUAGCAUUUGAAAGUUCGGCUCCAUCUAUGUAUAAGAUAGUUCGUCCUCCUACCGGAGAAUCAACGCGGGAUAUGCAUCUGCUAGAAUUAACUAGAAAAUAUUCAAAAGUUUCAUCUUUAAAGGAGGCCCAAAUUGGUUGGGAAACCGAAUAUGAAGCUUCAUUUAAACAGUGCAUGCAUGGUCCCAAUUGUAAGAUUGGUAAGUUCUGUUCAGUUGGCUCAAGAAUACAACAAGUAAAUGUCUUAGGUGGUGUUAUUCUUCCUGUUUGGGGAAACAUAGAUAAGGCGCUCUCUAAGCAGGCCCGACACAUGCAUAAGAGGCUACGCAUUGUUCGUGUUGAAACUACAUCAGAUAACAGACAUAUAGUAGGGCUUCUUGUUCCUAAUGCAGCAGUUGAAACUGUGCUUCAAGGUUUAUCAUACGUUAUAGAACUGGAUGAUUGACCCGAGGCAUCAGUCUUUCCCUUUUUUGAAGAUCACAAGCACUUUUUUGUUUUAGGUAAAGGCUUAAGUUUGUUGCUGAAUUUUGAGGAAAUGAAAGCCGCUGUUCUCAUUGACAUCUAACACGAUUCUGCAAUCUCCAUUUCAAUCUUUUGAUUACAUCAUCCAGUUGUGUAUAAUUCAAAGUUGUAUAUUUAUAUGGGUGAUCAUUGAAAUAGGAAAAUACUAUAGAUGGCUUUGCUUUAACAUAUGAUAUAUGAACUCAAUUGUCAUAUGCUAGACUUCAUUAUUUUUUGUUUGAAAAAUGAUAUGCUACACAUUA